This is a messenger RNA of Macrosiphum euphorbiae (potato aphid), 1074 nucleotides long. Lineage: Eukaryota; Metazoa; Arthropoda; Insecta; Hemiptera; Aphididae. The record is from the annotation of a GenBank genome assembly.
AUGGAACUCUAUGGUAAUACUCUUGUAAAGCCAAAUACAAACAGUUAUCUAAUCAAAAAAUCAGCCCAACUUAUAGAUAUCAUUACUGACGAAACAGCUAGACAGCACUGUUUACCCAUUGUACAAUUAGAUGCGCUUAAAUACAAAGAAAGGGACACUAUUGAAACCAUAUUUAAGUAUUGGAAAAAUAAUAAUGGUUUCAACAUAACAACAAUGUGGGACAAGAGGGUACGAAACUAUUUGGGCACAAGGUAUGAUCACCGAAACAAUGUGUUUGAUUGGGAUUUACAUAUGACUCUUCAUUAUAUCGACAGAGGUAACAGAAUCACAAAUCGAGAGUACACUUAUUGGCGCGAUACUGGUGUAGCUUACACAUUCUUAGAGACGGAUUGUACUGAACCUAAUUAUACAUUUGCUUUAGUCCUAUUGAAAGAUGGGGACAAAAUAACUGCGAUGGACUAUUUUGGAGACAUUAUAAAUGGUCCUUUUCCAUCUUUUGGCUUAGACUGUGAAGACGAUGAUAUGUUAAAGAUGGGAAACAUGCAACCACUAAAACGUUCCGUGGACCUGACUGAGAGAAAUUUAACAAGAAUGUUCUAUGAAAUAGAAAACCAAAAGCCUUACAAGCACAAAGGUAAAACUGACAAUCUCGGAGUAAUCAUAACCGAACUACCAAAUGUGAAAAUCCAAAAUGUACAAACUCCAUCACCUCAAGUUAAAGUUAUGUCUGAACAUUACUCUAGUAUUGAUGUUAGCGAUGUGGAGAUCCACUUUAUUCCUCGCACAGCUAUGACAGAUUACCCUACAUUUGAUAGAUAUAAACAUUUUUUUGAUAUAAUGUAUUGUGGUCAUAUGUAUUUUGAAAAAAUGAACUUUAAUAUAACAUCUAUGAUUAAAGAUGGAGGCGUAGUUUUAAUGGAAACUCGAAAAUUUAUUGUGAACUAUAAGCAAAAGCAACACGAUGAAUUCAAACAGAAAUUAAUAGAUUUAAUGAAAAACUGUAAAUGUGUGUCGUCAACAGAGGAUAUUGAUGUAAUUAAGAAUGCUGUCAUCAAAUUUAAUAAACAGUAUUGA